Acytostelium subglobosum LB1 is the source of this 2580-nucleotide messenger RNA. RefSeq lists its product as hypothetical. Bases 1 to 2580 code for a protein of 859 amino acids. Lineage: Eukaryota; Evosea; Eumycetozoa; Acytosteliales; Acytosteliaceae. The transcript has 7 exons. The record is from RefSeq and is a predicted model, not a curated record.
AUGAAUGAGUUAACGAACAAGCAACAGCACCAACAGCAACAGCAACGUUUAAAUCAGAAUGGAAAUCAAUCAUCAGUUACAUCAUCACCAUCAUCAAACAAUAAUAAUGCACCAGGUACACCACAAUCAAUCAAUAGACCAAAGUUAAAGUAUAAGAAUUGGUGCGUUCAGAUGGAGAAGAAGGCAAAUGGAGUGAUUACAAUGCUGCCUCAACUGGAUGCCAUUGGAUCUUGCGAUGAGAAGAAGCGCGACAAGUCGAUCAAUGCACUGAACAAGGUCAAUGCCAUGCUGGUCGAGGUCGUGGCGCUGCUCGACAUCACCGUCUACAAGCCCAGCAGCAAGAACAAUCUCGAUCCGGUCAGCCCGUCUGGCGACGACCUGUCCUCGCCCGGCUCUGCACACUCAUACUCGCCCUCGUCUCCACGCAGCUCGCCGUCGACCGCCUCGGACGGCACGCCGCUCACCCUCUCACCUGGCAACACAUCCCCUCCCAUCGGCAAGACGCCGGAUAACAGCACCAAUGGACUGAUCAGCACGUUCAACAUGAUCAGGGAGCGCGACAAGGAGAAUGGCGGCGGCGGCGGAUCGAGCCAAAAGUCGACCAAGGUCGUGGCGGUCACUUGUCGCGACACAAUGCUCGCGCUGUGGGCCGCUCUGCAGGCAUUCAUCGAGAAGAACUACACGCUGGAGAAGGACUUCACACCAAUGUACAAGACAAUGUUGAUGAUUGCCCGUCGUCGAGAAUAUGACUCGGCCACAUCAACCUACGACCCACAAACAUACAAGCCAUGGAACAAUGACAUACUCUCCAAGUAUCGUGUCAAACUCUACAAGACCUUCUCCUUCAUUGCCAACCUAGUCUCCACUACGCCCUACCUCAGUAUGAUCCUAUCACAGUUCUGUGCAAAGUUCAUUGUGAUAGCAUUCUACAGGAUACCAAGAGUUGCCAAGCAGUUGAUCGAUGCAUUGGUACCUCCGGAGACAGAGAUAACAGAUAUAAUCACAUAUUAUCCAUGUCCUCCACAUUUGCAACAUCUAAACAUUGUUGGUGAUCGACCUGAUAAGCUACCAUUCCAUGCACUUCUAAUGCAAAGUGAUCCAGCCAGCGAGAAGGAGUUGGAUGGUAUCCCACAAGGAUGGGUGGACAAUGUUGCUCGCAAGGAGACUAUAUUCUUCAUAUUCUUCAAGGAGUGGAUAACAGUGUGCAAGAGUGUAAUGGGAGAGAAUGUGGACAUGAAGACGAUACCAGGAUUCUUUACACUGGCCUACGCUUUGAUGCACGAGAUAAAGACACGCGAUCAACCUAUACCACCAGUGCGACCAACACCAUCGAUCGAAGCACACUACGCACUGAUUGGCGCCACGAGGAACGACUCGCAGAUCCUGGACGGCCUGAUAAAGAUCAUCUUCUUAAAGACGUGCGUCUUUGAUCUGGCGGGCAUCUCGUCGACGCUGGGCAUCGUCGAGCUGUGGUUCAAGGAGUUUGGCCGCCUGCCCGACACAUUUGACAUCCACUUCUUUUGCGAAGGCAUUGACAACAUCAUUGCGGCCGAUCAUCAUCAGGUGGUCAUCCGCGCACUCAACCUCAUCUACAACACCUCUGAUUCAUUUCAAGGUCCAAACAGAAUGGCGCUCUACUGCGACCUUCUCCUACACAAAUACUUCUACACACUGUUCCUGCACUGGGAUCAACCCGUCCGCAAUGCCUACCAUCAUCUACUCCUGUAUAGAAUGGUCAGAAUCAAUAGAUACUUGUUAAGUCAAAGUGGAUUCUCCCUGUCAGAGUAUAGCAAGUUGACGCAUAGCAACUCGAUCACAACGACCAAGAGUCUGUCGCCUGCAAAAUAUCCAACGGAGAAGGAUAGUGGCAAUGCUAGUACAGGUUCAGGAAACGCCAAUGGCAACACGUAUAGCAGUUCAUCCAGAUUGACAUCAUCGACAUCAUCCAUCUCUGUAUCCAAACCAAGACAAAUACCUACUACGCCACUACCACCCAUCCCCGCCAAGAAGAAGCCACCUCCCGUCCCACCAAGAAUGGCGGCCAGCAGUCCACCAACCACCUCCAUACCCGAUGAUCAAUCCGAAUGUCUUGAUGACUCUACAAUCGAUGAGCUACUCGAAGAGACCUCAACAACAUCCUCCCCAUCCUCCCCAUCCUCUCCAUCUACUUCCACUUCCACUUCCACCUCCACUACCACUUCAUCACCACCAACAUCCACUUCCACAAACAUCACAGUUACCAACACCAACAACAACAAUACUAUGGUGUCAUUGGAGGAAGAGAAGGAGUUCAAUAUCACACCAAUUGGAGAGUAUACCAGUGACAAGGAGUUGUUGAACGACCUGAAAAAGAUCGAUCUUUGUUUAAGAAGAUUUGAAUUGUACAUCAAGAAUGUGUCUGAUCAGUUCAGGGCACCAGAGCUCAAGUUCCAUGAUCCACGUCUUACAAACUAUGUGGCACCAUCACUUAGCGAGUUCAAGACAUACAUUGCCAUCAACAAUCAGGCCAGUGUGGCACCACCCAAAAUCAUACCAUUGAUGCAACGUGGACCAACUCCCAUCAACUUCCUAAAGGAUUGA